Messenger RNA from Puccinia graminis f. sp. tritici CRL 75-36-700-3, 504 nucleotides. RefSeq lists its product as uncharacterized. NCBI's taxonomy places the organism in Eukaryota, Fungi, Basidiomycota, Pucciniomycetes, Pucciniales, Pucciniaceae. The coding region runs from base 1 to 504 and encodes 167 amino acids. The transcript is spliced from 2 exons. The record is from RefSeq and is a predicted model, not a curated record.
AUGGUCAAAGGGUAUCCGUUGCGGAUACCCGCUAUCCCCUGGCGGAUACCCGCCAGAUUCAGCGGAUAUCCGCCAGGGGAUAUGGAUUUGGGUUUGGAUGUGCCCUUUUCCCAGAAAUUUGGGCGGGUAUCCGGAUAUACCCAGGGAUACCUGAGACCAAUGGCCGGCUGGAAGGGUUUCCUUCCAGCCGGCAAGUCUUUGGACAAAGAACAGGAUGAAUUAGAUGAGCAAUGGAACGACUGGGUUGAGGAUGAAAGCACCCCGACAUCUACUUUGGUUUAUCCCUCAGUCACCGUGCCAUCUGUCCAGGCCGCACUCGAACACAACCUCAACACCCAUGGGUUUUGCUUUAGAUCGCUGAUCAAAAAACUCAAACUGGAUGCUAUUGGUCGGAUCAAACUGAUUAAUUGGAUCCGUGCUGGACCCUCAAACAGUCGGCCAAAAAUCAAAUUAGAAAACCUGAGCAAAGAUGAGGCUUGGCUGCGUCAAGACUCUGAAGAAUGA